AUGCGGACGGAAGAGGACGUGGAGGUUGGUCGCACCCACGUCGGCGCGGGACCAGGACCGGCGUCGAUCGGGACGUCGGUCGCGAGGCGCCUCGACCUCGGCAAACCGACACGCGCGCGCCGCGCGCGGUGGACCUUCGGGGUUACGAACGUUUCGCCGGAAUCCAUGUUGAUGGCCACCGCCGCCAUCUGGGGUUCGUAUCACCCCACGAUGCGGCUGAUGCUGACGAGCGAAGACGGUUGGGAGACACCCACGCCCGCGGAGCUCAACGUGAGCCGGAGCGCCAUCACGGCCGCCAUGUGCGUCGCGCAGCACCUCGUCAUGCGACGGCUAUCGCGAGAGAAAAACACUCCAACGCGCGACGGCAAGCCAGACGACGACGACGACGACGAGGACGACGACGAGGACCGGGAGAGGGAUCGAUACCCGAACGCGCGCACGCCGCUCCGGGGCGAGGGUAGACGCGGCCGACGCUUGGUCGCGACGAACGGCGGCGGGGACGCCGAGGGACGAGGCAGCGACUCGGAGGGCGGCGGAUCACGACGCGCGCGGACGACGCCACCAACGACGAGGGCGCCCGCCGCCGCCGCGCGCUCCCGCGAACGAUCGACGAAGAGGAGGCUCUUCGCCGCGUCCGCCGAGCUCGCGGCGCUGCACGCGCUCACCGUCGGGUUACAGUCGUGCGGAGUGGACCACAGCAGCGCCACGCGCGCCAGCUUCCUCGCGACCACGUCGACGGUGGUCGUCCCGCUCUUUGCCACGGCGUUUGGCACGCCGGUGGCCAAACGAACGUGGGCAUCCGCCGCCGCGUGCGUGCUGGGCACCGCGCUCAUCGUCUCCUCCAGGACACCCGGCAGUUCCGACUACUCCGCCGCCCUAGACGAGGACGCCAAGGACGCGGACACGACGCUGGGCGACGGUUUGAUCCUCGCCGGCGCCGUCGUCUGGGCCACGUUUUUGCUCCGGAUAUCGAAGCACGCGAGGACGCUCCCGGUGGCGCCUUUGGUGAUAUGGCGGAACGUGUUGAUGUUUGCGUGCUACGCGUGUUGGUGGGCGUUCGACGAGAGGUUCUUUCGCGGUGGAUCCGAGCACAUGGGAUUUCGCCGAGGGCGGUUCUCGCGCGGCCGCACAGGGAGCGUGCCCAUCGCUCGAGAGGCGUUUCCGUGGCGUGAUAACUCGACGACGUGGGGACGCGUCGUGUUCCUGGCCGUCGGACCGGGCUUCGCGUGCAGUUGGCUGCAGACGAUCGCGCAGGCCAAGGUGGCGGCGGCGGAGGCGCAGGUGUUGAUCAGCACCCAGGCGCUGUGGGGCGCGGCGUGGGCCUUCGCGAUGAUGGGCGAGAGGAUGGCGCCUAUGGGUUGGGCCGGCGGGUUCGCCAUCGUCGCCGGAGCGGUCAUGGUGGCGGACGGAGGGCGACGCGGGCGUCGCGAUAAGAGGGCGGCGCCGCGCGGGAAUAAAUCCAGCUGA
Micromonas commoda is the source of this 1467-nucleotide messenger RNA. RefSeq names its product Drug/Metabolite transporter superfamily. The transcript has a single exon. Lineage: Eukaryota; Viridiplantae; Chlorophyta; Mamiellophyceae; Mamiellales; Mamiellaceae. The coding region runs from base 1 to 1467 and encodes 488 amino acids. Gene Ontology annotation, cellular component: membrane. The record is from RefSeq and is a predicted model, not a curated record.